Molecule: messenger RNA, 762 nt
Organism: Penicillium antarcticum
Lineage: Eukaryota; Fungi; Ascomycota; Eurotiomycetes; Eurotiales; Aspergillaceae
Product: O-methyltransferase
Exons: 2
Coding region: 1-762 (253 amino acids)
Molecular function (GO): O-methyltransferase activity
Source: RefSeq, a predicted model, not a curated record
AUGUCCAAGCCAUUCAGCCCUAAGCCAACCAAGUACGCCCUGGACGGCCGCGAAACCGACCUCCUACACUAUAUCUAUGCCCAAGACCUGAGCGCCCUAACAAACAACCCAACCAACCUCCUAUCAGCGAUAAACACCUACAGCACAACCACAAACCCCCUAAUGAACAUCGGCCCAGCAAAAGGCGCCUACAUUGAAGAACUCAUAAAUGCCCAAAAGGCGCCCCUAAUGAUUGAAUUAGGCGGGUACAUAGGCUACUCGGCGAUCCAAUUUGGCGCGGCAAUGCGCGCACACGGGGGCAAGUAUAUAAGCCUCGAGAUCAAUCCAGAGAUGGCAGCCGUUGCGAAUCAACUCAUUUCUCUUGCUGGGUUGAGUGAUACAGUUUCUGUUAUUGUGGGCACUGCCGCUGAGACUUUGCGUGGUCUUGUGUCUAGCAAGCAGGUUGAAGGAGUGAUCCCGAUGCUGUUUUUGGAUCACUGGCAGAGUGUUUAUCUGUCUGAUUUGAAGUUGCUGGAGGGACUUGGUGCCGUUGGGGUUGGGUCGGUUGUUCUUGCGGAUAAUGUUAUUUUCCCUGGUGCGCCGGAUUAUUUGGAGUGGGUGCAGGCGAGUUGUGAUGGGAAGAGGGGAUUGAACUUGAAAGAAAAGGAAGGGGAGAAGGGGGAUGCUGGGUUGGUUUAUGAGACUCACGUUACGGAGUUUGAGACUCAGUUUGGGAAGGAUGGGGUUGCUGUUACGAAGGUUGUGGGCAGGGAGGCCAUCUAG